Molecule: messenger RNA, 5822 nt
Organism: Antechinus flavipes (yellow-footed antechinus)
Lineage: Eukaryota; Metazoa; Chordata; Mammalia; Dasyuromorphia; Dasyuridae
Gene: PAK2
Product: p21 (RAC1) activated kinase 2
Exons: 15
Coding region: 328-1902 (524 amino acids)
Biological process (GO): regulation of axonogenesis; protein phosphorylation; regulation of MAPK cascade
Cellular component (GO): cytoplasm
Molecular function (GO): protein serine/threonine kinase activity; ATP binding
Source: RefSeq, a predicted model, not a curated record
CGCCAUUGCCCAGGGCUGCCUCCCCUGCCCUCCCUGCACUGGGGCGCUCGGGGCAGCCGCACGGCCUAGUAGUGAGGGCGGCCGCAGCAGCGCCCCGGGGGAGGGGGCCUCGAGAAGCCGAGGUCGGCUCCCGGUCCCGCUGCCCUGUCCUCUCUUGCCGCGCCCGCCCUGGGCGGCUCCGGAGACAGCCAGACAGCCAGUCAGCCAGGCGCGGAGCGCGGGGCUUGCGUCCCGGCAGUCGCAGGAGGUAGACGCUGACCCAGGCGCCUCGCAGGGGCGGGGACGCAUCGCUCUCUGGCCGCGGUUUUUGUAUAAUCAUUCUGAAUCAUGUCUGAUAACGGAGAACUGGAAGACAAGCCACCAGCGCCUCCUGUCCGUAUGAGCAGUACUAUUUUUAGCACUGGAGGCAAAGACCCUUUGUCAGCUAACCAUAGUUUGAAACCUUUGCCAUCUGUUCCAGAGGAAAGAAAGCCUAGGAAUAAAAUCAUCUCCAUAUUUUCCGGCACAGAGAAAGGAAGUAAGAAAAAAGAAAAGGAGCGGCCAGAAAUUUCUCCUCCUUCUGAUUUUGAACAUACCAUCCAUGUUGGCUUUGAUGCUGUUACUGGAGAAUUCACUGGAAUGCCAGAGCAGUGGGCUCGAUUGCUACAGACUUCCAAUAUCACCAAACUAGAGCAAAAGAAGAACCCUCAGGCUGUACUGGAUGUUCUGAAGUUCUAUGACUCCAAUACAGUGAAACAGAAAUACUUGAGCUUUACCCCUCCUGAGAAAGAUGGCUUUCCCUCAGGAACACCAGCACUAAAUGCAAAAAGCACAGAAACUUCAGCAGCAGUAACAGAAGAAGAUGAUGAUGAUGAGGAGACUGCACCACCUGUCAUUGCUCCUAGACCAGAUCAUACAAAAUCAAUUUACACACGGUCUGUAAUUGACCCUAUUCCUGCACCAGCUGGUGAGUCUAAUGUUGAUAGUGCUGCCAAAUCUUCAGACAAACAGAAAAAGAAAACUAAGAUGACAGAUGAAGAAAUUAUGGAGAAACUAAGAACUAUCGUCAGCAUAGGUGAUCCCAAGAAAAAAUAUACCCGAUAUGAAAAAAUUGGGCAAGGAGCUUCAGGUACAGUUUUCACUGCUACAGAUGUGGCAUUGGGGCAGGAGGUUGCCAUCAAACAGAUAAAUUUGCAGAAACAGCCUAAGAAGGAAUUAAUCAUUAAUGAAAUUCUUGUAAUGAAAGAAUUAAAGAACCCCAACAUAGUCAACUUCUUAGAUAGUUAUCUUGUAGGGGAUGAAUUAUUUGUGGUAAUGGAGUACCUUGCUGGAGGGUCUCUUACUGAUGUUGUAACAGAAACCUGCAUGGAUGAAGCACAGAUUGCUGCUGUGUGUAGAGAGUGUUUACAAGCUCUGGAGUUUCUACAUGCCAAUCAGGUGAUUCACAGAGACAUCAAAAGUGACAAUGUGCUUUUGGGAAUGGAAGGAUCAGUUAAACUCACCGACUUUGGUUUCUGUGCCCAGAUCACACCAGAGCAGAGCAAAAGAAGUACUAUGGUGGGGACCCCUUACUGGAUGGCACCAGAAGUGGUCACACGUAAAGCUUAUGGUCCUAAAGUGGAUAUUUGGUCUCUAGGAAUUAUGGCUAUUGAAAUGGUGGAAGGAGAACCCCCAUAUCUUAAUGAGAAUCCCCUGAGGGCCUUGUAUCUAAUAGCAACAAAUGGGACUCCUGAACUGCAAAAUCCAGAGAAACUGUCUCCAAUAUUUCGAGAUUUCUUAAAUCGAUGUUUGGAGAUGGAUGUAGAAAAAAGGGGCUCAGCCAAAGAAUUGUUACAGCAUCCCUUCCUGAAACUGGCUAAACCUUUGUCUAGCUUGACACCGCUGAUCAUGGCAGCUAAAGAAGCAAUGAAGAGUAACCGUUAAUAGCAUUGCCAUUUGUGGCCUCAUCUUUUUUUGUCAAUUUUUAAAAAAAGAAGUCUUUAUAAUAUAUAAAAUUGUUACUCUUUUUAGGGGUUUGGAAAAAAAUUGUCAGCACACUGGGGUGGUUGGGGGAAACCAACCCCCUACUCCCUGGAGACAUCUAAGACAAAAUUAAGGAAAAGAAUUGUUAUGACUCUUAAAAUAGCCCCUUUUUAGGGUCCAAGAGAAAUUGUGGACUGAAUCACUGGCCUUUCACCUUUCUGCCAACAGCCCAGCAGUGCCAUUUAUGAAGCUUGGAAUUUGUAUUUUAUUUUAUUUUUGCUGACUUUGCUGUAACAGAUCCCAUUCAUUGUACCCUUUAGGGUAUUUUCAAUACUUGAAUGGCAGAUUCAAGCUUUCAAAGAAAGGCAUUUGUUUGAUCUGCUAGUCUCCUAUUUUUCCCUGUUCUUCCUCCUUUCCUUUACCUGCUCCUUUUGGAUUGCUUUGAGAAAAUGUUUCUCAUGCCUAAAUUAAAGCAAGUGUGAUGGAUAUUAUGUACCUCCUUAUAUUAGAAAAGAGGCUUCCUAUGAUUUAAUUUUGUGUAGAAGCCAGGACCAGCUACUUAAAGCACUGUUCAAUAACAUUUUAGUUACAAACUAUUUUGAGGAAGGGAAGGGAAGUGGGUUUGUUUUUGUUUUUGUUUUUGGCCUUGGGGAAGAUUAAAAGAGCCUUUUUUUUUUUUUUUUUUUUUUUAAAGAAAUAUCAUGGUAGUGAUGUUUGGAGUGAAAGUUACAAAUAGAGAAGAGGAGAAGGAAGAUCAUUUUUAACUAAAUCAUUGAGGCAAAGGAAGCGGACCCCAUUGACAUUUGAGUCCCUGCAAUUUUUGUCUUCCUUUCUGUUGGAUUUGUGUUGGCUGCAAUUCAAAGUUAUUUCCUACUACGUACUUGGUUUCAGAAAUCUGUCAGUUUGUUCUUAACCCCAGCUUGGACUCUUUUGCUUUGGCUGGUGUCUCUUUUAUUUUCUUUAUCAAAUAAGUUUGUGUAUAUAUUGUAACUUUUUUUUUAAAUCCCCACAGCAAAUAAUGCGAGUCAUUGAAUUUUCAGGAUUUGACUAUUAAAUACCUUUUUAAAUAUAUCCAGUUAAAAUACAUAAGUAAUUUGAGAUAUUUGAUAUAUAGAGACUUGAAAAUACAUGAACUGAAACUUGGUAUUCCCAGGUAGAUGUGAUUAUAUCAAUGAAAAGAAUAGAGACACUUAAAAGACAUCUCACAGGGAUGAAACUUGUUACAAGCUGGGGAGAUUUACCUUGAAUUAUGAAAAGGUCCCAAAACUUCACCAAAAUCUUAUUAGCUAGAAUGAUAAAAGUAAUUCCACAAAUUCUGCUGCUAAGGGACUUGUGAAUCAUUUCAUUUACUGAGUUGCUAUAGGUUUAAAUUAGGAGGUAAUCAUGUUGGGUCACUUUGAAUUCAUGUGAAGUUAUAAAUUUCAUGUACCAAAAAAUUGGAAAAGGGGAAGUAAAUCAGAAUGAAAUGUAUUUUGAUGUCUAUAAGGCAUCCUUUCUAGUAAAAAAGUUUUGGUUCCUUGAUUGAAAUUUUUAAAAGCAUUUUGAUAUUCUGAAUCAUCUCUCACCCUAUAAUAUUCAUUAUUAAUAGGAGCCUUUUCUUAGAAGCUGUACUGCCUCAUCAGAAAUGUCAGGAGCAGGAAAAAAAAUCAUUAGAUUCUUGCAGUUAUUUGCUUCUGUUCAAUUCUACAUUUACUUAAUACACCAGCAGUGCCAAAUCAAAAGUAAGAAAAAUUAAGUUUUAGGGAUAUUUUCUGGAAAACAAAACAUUUUGUAAAAAAUGUAUUGCUUGUCAACAAAGUAAGCUAGCUCAUGCUUAAUUUCUUAAUGUCCAUAUUAAGAUAUGACUAUAAUAAAUAGAAAAUGCCUACCAGAAAGGUUUUUGCCAAAAUCAUGAAACAAAACCUAUAAUUAGAGCAUUUAGUAGAAUGGUCUCUGAUUUCAAUCUGAUUUUUAUUUUUCUUGCUAUUACUGGCCCUUCUGCAAUUGUUUAUUAUUUCAUCACUUUACAGCAACAAAAUGCCUUACUCCCUUUGAAAAACUCCAGUGCCUCUUGAGUUUCAACUUUUAAACUUUCUGCUUUGUAAGCAGUCACUAGGUAGAUUUGUAUAGAAAAGAUACUACCAAUGGAGUAGAAAAAUCUAAUGAUCAGAAUGCAAUGAUCAUUUCCUCAAGAAGGCAGUAACUUUUAAGUAUUGACUUUAUAAAUAGCUUCUAUUUCUAUACAUGAGCCAUAGAAAACAUGUUCACUGGAUACAGUGUCAGUGCCCCCAUUUUUAAGCACGUGACUCAGUAAAGGGCUUUUUGAUUUAUAGGAAGAGUUUGGAAUUAUAUUUAAUCUUUUUUUUUUUUUUUUAAAUUGGUGAUGCCCUGUAUGUCCAUUGCUGGCAAUGGACCGGGUAUCAUGAAAAUCUGACUCCUGGGAUAUGGGACCUAAACCCCAGUCUGUUCUUUACUUAGUAAGAUAAACUAAUCUAUCAUAUGAAUAUACUUUGAUUAUUUCUUAAAUUUGUAAAUUUUAAACAAAAUAGUUUUAAGAGCAAUAAGGAGUUGUGAUUUAUUCAUUUUUAACAAUUUAAAAUGGCCUUGUUGUUGAAAGAACAAAUUUAACUGAAUCAAGAUUCUUUUAUUUUUUUUUUUUAAGCAAUUGUCUUUUAAAAUUAUUUUUGCUUUCACUUUGGGUUGAAAUGUCUCAUUCAAAUCCAGGAAUUACCUUAAUAGUUGAGCUCUGUUUAUAGGGUGUUAUCUUGUAGUACUAUACUUAGCACUACAAUGAAAGCUGUGACUUCUAGUAACCAUUGGGUUACCUGUCCCCUUUCUCUGGUGUCACAAACUUUAGGGAUAGAUAAUCCCAGGAAACUGUAGAAAUACUGAGAUUGUUUUUCCCUAUUGUAAUUAGUGAGCAAGUAGAGUCACUGGGAUUAUAUAAACUUUUCUUGUCUUGCAAAUAUGUCUGUUCAGCUGCUUAAACUUAAUCAAGCCAACCACCAAUCCAAAAUUAAUCUGUGCCUUUUAAAUACAAUUUUAAAAGUAUUUUUGAGUGUUUCUUUUGGGGGACCCUUUAAGUGAACUUUUGAGGUUAACUGUGUACGCUGUGUCCUAGCUAGACGGAAUCUUAGUGCAUCUCAAGACAGUAGUGGAGAGGUAGGAAUAGGAGGAAAAUUGGGUGCUUAAGGAAUUGAUAACACUUUAAAAAUCUCUUGAAAUCCCCAAAUAUCCAUUGAGCAUCUCAUUUCAAUGCCCAGUUAUUUUAAGUUAUAGUUACAAACAUCCAGAUUCUCAUUUGCUUUGGGUGUUUUGCAGUGCAAUUUCAUAGCUUUAAUUUGAAGUGUAUAACAAUAUAAAAACCAGAUGUCCAAGCGAAAGUUUUAAAAUCCAUUGUCUUCCUGUCUCUGCCCUAUCCCCCUCCUCCAACUUUUAACAGUUUUUCAGAGUGUUUAUAUUCACUCAAGCAACAAGUAUUUAUUGAGCACCUGUCAGAAGCAAAGUGCUAUGCUAGAUGUGCAAGGUUCCCUGUCUUAAAGGAUCCUUGCCAUCUAGUUGGUUCACCAUACUAGCCUUCUCAGAGUAGAGAGGCAGUAAGAAAUGUAAUUAAAACAGCUAACUAUUCUUAAAUUUUAGUUCUGUAGUAAGAGGGUGGAAUCAAACAUAAAUCUUGGGUAAAAAUUAAUUUUUUUCUCUCUCCUUCCUUAUUUUGGCAGAUGGAAAUGGAACUUAGUUGCAAGUAGCUAUCUUAUUUUUUAUUGUCUUCAAAUUUUAUAUUGCCUUUUGUUUAAUUUAAUCCCUUAUGUUAUUUAAUUGUUACUGCAACAUUAACUACUGUAUUUGAUGUUCAAUAACUUUGUUCUUUUCAGGGCUAGAAAUAAAAUUUUUUUUUAAAUGUU